GUUAUCGUCGCCAUAUUGGAGAAAGGAAUCACUGAAAUAUUGGAUAUCUGUAGUUUUUUCUUCCUUUUUAAUCGGUAAAGCAACAAGAUGGGAGACUCCAGGGAGGGAUCACCCGGCGGAUCUCAGGUGUCAGGAAGAAGAUCUGGUUCAGGUCAAGUUGCUCUCCCUACUUCAGCCAAGACAGUUUCCAGUCAACAUACUUUUGCAACAGAUGACAUUGCUCCAAAGAACCCUUUUACAAUGCCUCAAGAUAAUGACAUCUUCAUGCUACGUGACAAGGAGCGACAACGAAAGAAACAGGAGAGAAUUAAGAACAGAAACAAGAAGGUCCAUGAGAAAACGACCUAUGCGUCCAGGGUUAAUUUCCGCACUGCUCAGAUGAUACGACCAGCAGACUCAGAUGAGGAGAAAGAGGAGGACUCAGACAAGGCACUAGCUGUUAAGGAAGACCCGCAGUUUGUCCUUGCAGUCACAAAAGAUCGACAUGUGGAGAAAGAAUCUCUGGCAGAUUACAUUUCCAAAAAGAGAGAAAUGUUUUUGGUGCAGUACUCCCUGGGUGUGAAGAGAGACGAGAUGAGAAAACUGGAGGAGAUUGCACACGCUGAGGAGCGUAAGCUGGAGAUGGCGGAGCAGUAUCUGGAGGAAGAUGCUGCCAUGUUUGACGAGUUCCUCAAGGAAAAUGACAAGAAUUCUGUUGAUGCCAUCAGAGCAGCUGAGGCAGAGACCAAGGCAAAGAUCGAGAAGGUACAGGAGAUCAAGAGGAUCACUGCUCAGAUGAUGGGAAUCAGGAGUGAGAUCUCCAAGUAUGAGGAGCUGCUGAAGGAAUACCAGCUGUAUAAGGGGUUCUUGGAGUCUCUUACCCCAAAUGUUUGGCUGGAUGAAAGAAAGAAAGUUCAAGAUGAAAGGAGAGAACAGAAAAAGAAGGAAAAAGAAAAGAAUGAACAAAAUAGGAAACUUGUCAGCACACCCAGUGAGAGCAGUCGUGGAACAGGUGCCAAAGACGCGAGAAAACUCUCCAAAUUUGGAAAAACCAAGGAGUUACGGAGAACUCCCAGUCAGGCCACACAGGACUCCAAGAGUGUGGCUGCUGCUACCCAGGCCGUGGAGGAAGAGGAGGAAACGGAUGAGGAACCAGAGCUUUACUUUUCUGAUUCUCAGCAACUUUUGGAUAUUUUUGCUGAACUGGAGGAACAAAAUUUAUCCCUCAUCCAAAACUCCCAGGAGACGGAGGAGGCUCUGGAGGAAAUGAAACAAAAUAUUAAGUCUACAAAGAGAAAAAUGGAAAAGGAAACAUCAGUAUUAAAAGAACAGAUAGAUAAACUAAACACUGCAAUAGGAAAAGAAGAAACCAAAGCAAAAGACUUGGAGAUGAAGGCCAGGAUGUUUAACUUUGGUGAUUUCAACCAAGAGGACCAGGAGAGAAUGCUAGCAGAGCUGAACCAGAAGGUAGAACACGUCUACAGAGCCUGCAUAGGAGACAAUGAGGCUAAUAUAAGUACAUUACAAAUGCUGACCAACAUAGAAAACAGACUUGAGGAACUGUUUGAACAAAUAGAAAUGAUGCCACAAGACAAGGUGGAAGCUGCAGAAAAGUCCAAAGAAAAAGAAAGGCGUUUGAAACAAAGAGAAGAAAAGAUGGAGCAGCAGAGGCUACACCAGGAGGAGAGAGUGCGGCGUGCUUUGGAAAGAGCCAAGGCAGAGCCAAAGAAAAAGCUGGGCAGGAAGUUAGUGGAGAGGUCAGAACCCCCAAGGUUGAAGAAGAAGGAGGAUGACAGUGCUCUGUUGGCCAGUAAAGAGGAGGAAGAACUGGCUUAUUUCUUCACAUAGACUGACACUGCCACCUGGUGGCUGUCAUAGACACUAUGUGCCUGGUGGCUGCCGUAUAUAUAAACAUACACAUAAGGAGUUUCCUGACUCUUGAGUGCAGAGUUUUUAAGUAAAAAAAUCUGUGGAUGUCUUAAUUCCAGCAGAUGAGAUGGAAAAAUUCUCUACAUGGAAGUAGCGUCACUUUGGAACAGGCAUAUUACAUUUUUUUUAAGGACACAUCUGAAUUUUUUUCAGCAGAACUGUUACAUUUUUUGCUGUAUGAAAACAAGGGAAUAUUGUUUUCUUUGAGAUUGAGAGUGGUUAAUGUAAAUAGUGGCAAGUCAGUUUAAUGCUAACGCCAUUAUUGGGCAUGAAAAGUAUUUUAAAAGUAAUUGUGAUACAUAAAAUUGUGUAAGAAUGGCUAUGAAUAAAGACAUUGAUUC
Molecule: messenger RNA, 2249 nt
Organism: Lingula anatina
Lineage: Eukaryota; Metazoa; Brachiopoda; Lingulata; Lingulida; Lingulidae
Product: cilia- and flagella-associated protein 100
Source: RefSeq, a predicted model, not a curated record